AACUGAUCAAACACAACAACCAGUUUUCUGUAAGUCAUUCCUCUCUGCUGUGACAGUGUGAGUGAAGUCAUUUGGUCCAGCUGCAGGACACUGGCCAUUUCAUUUAUUAGGGACAACAGUAUGACUGUGAGGUUAAAUGGCCUCUAUUGUUCUGUUGUGCUCUCCACUCACCCACACACACACACACACACACACAGCUGAUGCGACUCUAUCACUACAUGCAUGGUGCGUUUUGCUGGAUCGUGGAAUACAGGGAGGGAGAUGGACAAAAAAAGUUGAAGUGAAAGAUUCAGUCAUCAUUCCUUGUUAUAACACUCCCACAGAUCCAUUCAUCGUCAGCCAAUCGGUGUUCAGCUAACAGGUACUGUGACAGAUACCACACCUAUGACAGGCACCAGCACGUGGAGGAAGAGACGAGAAGGUGGAGAAUACAUUCUAAGAGUACUGGUGUAAGGAAGACGGUCACCAAUUACAAGGAGAACAAGAAAAGCAGGGACUGGUUCAAGAAUUUGAAGGCAAUUCAUGUGGAUGCUUUCGGAAAGGGCACAGAAACUUUAGAUCUGCAAGGAAACAACAAGGACUCGCUGUCUGAGAAGAGGAGAGACGCAGAAUAAAGAGUCUGGAGGAUGGACACAUGGCUGAAUGUAGUCCAGAAGCUUCCGGCCCUGUAUGUCUUGUGCUGUUCUGUAAUCUUCAGGAUCCUUCACAGGUUCCUGCAGACUGUGCCCAGACCCGGGACGGUGAAAGCGGACCCCUGGAGGACGUGGAAAUGGAGAAACCUCUCAGUGUCACUCGUCCACUCACUGCUGACUGGCAUCUGGGCCGUCACCUGCGUCAUACAGCAUCCUGUGAUGGUGCAUGAAAUCCACUCCACCUACACCCCAUCAGCAUACAUGCUAGUCGUCGUCUCAUCUGGAUACUUCAUUCAGGAUGCUGCUGACAUUAUCUUUAGUGGGUAUGCCAAAGCAUCUUGGGAGUUUUUACUUCACCAUGUUAUGGUGAUCUGGUGUUUCCUGUAUGCUGUGUUCACUCAUCAGUAUGUGGCAGGCGCAGUGGUGGCUUUGUUUGUGGAGGUGAACAGCGUGUUCCUACACACUCGUUUAUUGCUCAAACUGGCUAAGAUGGCCCAGAACUCUUUCAUCUACACCGUCAACAAACUGCUCAAUGUGGUGACCUAUGUGACCUUCCGGCUCGGGGCACAGUUUUACCUCACCUGGUACCUCAUACACCACUACUCGACGUUGGAUCAUGCCCUCUACUUCCUGAUAACCAUGAUGCUCAUGAACAUCAUGAUUCUCAUCUAUUUCUACCGCCUCCUCCGAACCGACUUCUUCAGCAAUGGGCGUUCUCGCAGUAGUGCUCGUAAAUUUGCUGAGGACUAAACCAUCAGAGGCUGAUGUCACUCGGUCCUAAACCAAAGACUGCAUUCAAGUGACUGUUAACACAACGUUUAUCUAGAAAAUGCCUGUACAGAAUGAGCAAACCUCACUAGAGAGAGUCUGAUGUGAAUCAGAGACAUUUUAAAAAGUUUUCACUUAUUAGAAUAAAUCUUCAACUCUUCCAAAAUUUUUUACAAGGGUUAAGCCAGUCAUUUAAGGAUCUGUUAGCACAGAUGGGUUUUACACUGCAAUAAGUGAUUUUCAUGGGAAGUGUCUAUGUUCCAGUUCAAAUAUCAAGACAUUUUUACAUUAAGAAACAUUUACUUAAGCAAAAACAUGACCUUACUUUAAAAUGAAAAUGUACAAAGAUUUACUCACCUUUUGGUUAUCCAGGAUGUAGAUACAUUUGUUCCUUCAUUGGAACAUAUUUGGAGAAAUGUAGCAUUACCUUUCAUUCAUGAAUCCUCUUCAGUGAAUGGGUGCCAACAGACAGCAGAAUAAGAGUUUUCAGCUGAUAAAAACAUCAGAAUAUUCUGCCAGUAAUCCAUACGACUCCAAUCUAUUAAUUAAUGUCUUGUGAAGCAAAAAGGCUGCGUUUGUAAGAAACAUCCAUCAAGGCAUUUUAAACUGUUCCUUCUGCCCAAAAUACAAGCCCUCUAUCCAUAAUAAUGCUUCCUCCAAAUAAAAAGACAUUCUCAUUGUCCUCUCACAUCAAAAUCCACUGACAAAUUUGUUUAGAACAGUUUUGGAUUGUUUUCACAAUUGUUGAUCUGUGCAUAUUUCGCUCCUGAUUCACACAAAAUGACUUGUUGACCGGAGAAAGCAAUGAUAGAGGAUUUGGAUUGAAGCCAGAAGCAUCAAGUUGAAAUUAAAAAAUUGACUUGAUGAAUUUACUACAAUCACAAUUCUCUCCAAAUCUGUUUCGUUGACAGUACAAACUCAUUUAUAUCUUGGAUAUCCUAAGUAGAUUUGAGCUAAUUUGCAUUUUUCCGUUAACUAUUCCUUUUAAUAUUGUUAAAUCUGUUUUUCUCAAAAAAUAAAGAAAAACAAAUCUAAUUUAAUCAAAGUAAAAACAGAAAACAAUUUUGCCAGUGGGAUUAGUUCAUAUCACCAUUGGCAGAUAUUUUUUCACAAAAAAAA
Messenger RNA from Carassius auratus (goldfish), 2519 nucleotides. RefSeq names its product TLC domain containing 1 (gene tlcd1). Bases 627 to 1382 code for a protein of 251 amino acids. The transcript has 4 exons. Gene Ontology annotation, biological process: phospholipid homeostasis; regulation of membrane lipid distribution; plasma membrane organization. Gene Ontology annotation, cellular component: plasma membrane. The record is from RefSeq and is a predicted model, not a curated record. Lineage: Eukaryota; Metazoa; Chordata; Actinopteri; Cypriniformes; Cyprinidae.